Messenger RNA from Aspergillus melleus, 5943 nucleotides. It is a transcript of the gene nrps5, whose product is annotated as nonribosomal peptide synthetase hasD. The record is from RefSeq and is a predicted model, not a curated record. Gene Ontology annotation, molecular function: phosphopantetheine binding; catalytic activity. Gene Ontology annotation, cellular component: cytoplasm. Bases 1 to 5943 code for a protein of 1980 amino acids. The transcript has 2 exons. Gene Ontology annotation, biological process: amino acid activation for nonribosomal peptide biosynthetic process; secondary metabolite biosynthetic process. Lineage: Eukaryota; Fungi; Ascomycota; Eurotiomycetes; Eurotiales; Aspergillaceae.
AUGUUCAACACCCUCUGCAACGGUGGCACCCUUGUUUUGGCUGAUCCCACAACGCUUGAAGCAGCAGCCAAAACAUGUCAUGUGUUGCCAUUAACUCCAAGCAUCUUGGUGACACUUGAUCCGGCAGCUGGCUUUGACGCUGUCGAGUCAAUCUUCCUGGGUGGUGAGAGUCCAAGCCCGUCACUGAUCGAGACAUGGUCAUCGCCUCGUCGACGGCUCUACAAUUCUUACGGACCCACGGAGACAACUUGCACCGCGCUCAUGGCGAAUCUAUUACCUGGAAAUCCCAUUACAAUCGGAUUUCAAAUCUCGUAUAGCACUAUUCUUCUUCUCGACGAGUACGGAGACGAGUCUUCCGAGGGGGAAAUUUGCAUCGCUGGGCUGGGUUUAGCUCUCGGUUAUUUUCAGGAUCCGGAUCGUACUGCAAAAUCCUUUGUAACCCGGAAUGGCACAAAGAUCUAUAAGACCGGUGAUUAUGGAAAAAUUACGGAUUAUGGAAUCCAAUUCUGUGGUCGAAAGGAUAGCAUGGUGAAGAACCGAGGAUUUUUGAUUAACCUCGAGGGCGACGUUGAGCCUGUGCUGUUGUCCUUCGACAAGGUCAAGCGCGCAUCCGCGUUCAUGUCACAAGGCCGACUGAUUGCAUUUGUGAGCCCAGUUGAAGCCAAAGCAGGCCUUCGAGAGUACCUUGAGCAAACUACAUCCUCAUUUUUGAUCCCGGAUACGAUUUACUCCCUGGAUGAGUUCCCGACAACUAGCAACGGGAAGGUUGAUCGAAGAGCGUUGCUGCAUAUGCAUGAAGCAGAGCAGGGAGCAGAGUCGAACAAAUUAGAGAAAGGGUUACCCGCAUUGGAAGCUGUGCAAAGGGGCUUCUCAUACGUUCUCAGGUUGCCCCAGUCUCACAUUCAUGAGGGAUCCUCAUUCCGUCAGUUGGGUGGGCAUUCUCUCGCCGCUGUCAUGCUAGUGUCAAUAUUGAGAAAGAUGGGGUUUGACAUAGGUGUUGCUGAGGUUCUCAUGCUAGACGAUGUGGGCAAGCUAGCCAAAAUCGCCCGGGUCAGGCUGGAUAAUGCCCCCUAUCCUUCGCAUGCGGACCAAGUCUCACUAGAUCACCUGAAAAAAGAGAUAUCGACGAUCAGAUCUCUUGAAAGCAAAAGAAUAUCGCCCAUGACCGACAUACAAACCCGAAUGGUUAGUGCUAGCCUUUCCAAUCCGGGGCAUUCAUUUAUCAAGACGUCCUUUACAUUCGAACAUCCUGGGCAAGAGGAUUUGACGCCUAUUCUUCAUGCUGCCUGGGACCGUCUUCACCGGCGACAUGAAAUUCUACGGACAUCGUUCGUUCUGACUGCCUCACGCGGUGCUCAGAUUAUAUCCGACGACACUGACUUUGCUUGGAAACAACGAUCAGUCAGCGAAUCCGAGUGGGACUGCGCCAGUCAAUCUGAAGGGCUUAUGGAUUUCGAUGGGUUUCCUGGAUUUGAUGCAGAGAAUCAAAAGUCAUUGUCACAGGUCAUUUUACUCACGUUGCAUAAUCGCCGCACUCGGUUUAUCUGGAGAGUCCACCACAGUCUAGUUGACGGAUGGUCCAUGGCAACAUUGAUGCGCGACUUCGCCGCCUGUAUCGACAAUCAAAAGCUGCCACCUGCGUCACAGUUUGCUCAAGUCUCUCAUGCAAUCGGCAAGUUGGAAUCCGAGUCAUCGGACAGAGCUGUCACGUUCUGGAAAGAGUAUCUGGACGGAUACCUUCCCGCUCAAAGACUUCGAUUGUCUCCGCCAUCCGAUAUCAACGACUACACGCAAGCAGAUGUUUCCUAUCCACUCCGGGCCAGCGUACUAGCUCUUGAGACCGCAGCAAUAGAGAAGUUUGCAGUCACUCCAGCGACGAUUCUAUACGCUGCAUGGGGCCUUCUCUUGUCCCGAUACUGCAGCGCCGAAAACAUAAUCGUAGGAGCCGUUCUUUCCGGUCGAAGUCUCCCAAUCCCAGGAGUUGAAAAUGUCGUCGGACCUAUGAUCAACACUCUGCCUCUCAAAGUCAACACAGAUCAUAGUCUGCCCGUGCAACGUUUUAUACGGUCCGUAUUCGAAAGUCUAUGCGGUAUCCUAGACUUCCACUGGUCGCCCGUUACCCUCAUCCAGGAAGCCUCGGGAUGCAAACCAGCAGACCUCUUCGAGACGCUUUUCGCCCUCCAAUAUGACUUUCCUCAAUCUCCUUGGGAAUCCAACUUGGUCUCCGCGCCGAAGGAUAUACGUUACACUGAAGCCACACAAGUCCCGUUGACAGUAUUACUAGAUAGUUCUGAAGGGAAAUUCAAUGUCCGGUUUCUCUACCGGAAAUCUCACUUCGACGAUCGAGUUAUCCAACGGAUGAUGCGCCAAUUUGACAGUGUCCUCACAGGACUUGUUGAAGCUACUCCAAUAUCUAACUUAGAUCAGAUAACUUCAACCAUCUUCACCAGCACUGUAAUCGGUAAUUUCACUCCAGACUCAGCACAGCUGGCCGGAAUACCCGGUGAGGCCGGGAACUUAGCGCAGGCAGUCAACAACAUGAUCCGAGCACACCCUAACAUAUGCGCUGUUGAGGGUCUAGCGAGCACCCUCACAUAUCAUGAGUUCGGCAAAAUGACCGACCAAAUCGCCAGACGACUCUCCAAGCACGCAAAACCAGGGGAAGUGAUCUGCGUCGUCAGUGACGGCUCCCUCUCGUGGGUUCUCGCGAUGAUUGCAGCCAUUAAAACCGGAGCCAUUUAUUGUCCAAUUGAUCAGAGGCUUCCGACUGAGAGAAAGAAAUACAUGGUUGGAAACUGUCAAGCAUCGCUUGUGCUGUACACCAAUCCCGAGCAAGACACAGUCCCGUGUGACGUUCCAUCUCUUAACGUUGAGUCGAUUAUGGCGCAAGAUCCCGCCUCUGAAGACAUCACCCCUGUCAACAGCAUAGGUAGUGGUGAUGAUAUCGCCUGUUUGAUAUACACUUCUGGAAGCACGGGUCUACCCAAAGCUGUCCAACUGCAGCACAAAGGCAUCCUGAACGUGAUCUCCCAGGGAGAAGGAAGAUUACACUCCUGUCCAGGACAACGCAACGCACAAAUGCUCUCUCUUGGAUUUGACUGCUGCAUCAAGGAAGUAUUCUCGACCCUGUGCUUUGGAGCAACGCUCGUCCUUAAAGAUCCGGAGAACCCCAUCUCCCAUCUUUCAAGAGUCGAUGCAACAAUGGCAACUCCGUCCCUGCUUGCAACGCUCGAUCCGUCCGAUUAUCCUAAUUUGAAAGUUAUCACUGUCGCGGGAGAAGCAGUCUCCCAGGCUCUCAAUGACAGAUGGUCCGCUGGCCGCAUCAUGGUGAAUGGAUACGGUCCGGCAGAGUGCACUUUAAUCUCCACAGUUGCAAGACUACGUCCAGGGGAGAGAGUGUCGAUUGGGAAGCCACUGCCCGGCACAUCGUGCUAUCUUCUUGACGCGAUGAAACGGCCAGUUCCAAUUGGUGUCAGUGGAGAGAUCUAUCUUGCCGGAGUACAAGUCACGCCUGGAUACCUACACAACGAGCAUGAAACAGCCAAGCGCAUCCUAAGCGACCCCUUUCACCCUGGCCAAGCCAUGUUCCGAACCGGUGACAUUGCAAGACAGCUCGAGAACGGGAACCUCGAAUACAUAGGCCGAGAAGAUAAUCAGAUCAAACUUCGUGGGUUCCGAAUCGAUCUCGGGGAAGUCCAAAGCACAAUCUCCAAUCUGGCCUCUGCGGCGAGAAACAUCGCUCUCGUCGUGUCGAACGGACACCUCAUUGCUUUUGUGACUCCAGAAACCAUCAACAUCACCGGUUUGGCGAAGCGUCUUGAGUCGCACCUCCCCGAGUAUGCAGUUCCAAACAGGAUAGUCGCACUUGCGACGCUGCCUAUUUCUGCGAACCAUAAAGUCGACACUAGUGCAUUGAAGAAAUACCUAGUUCAGGAAGACAAUCUAAACACGAGGCAUGAAGAGCUAGAGACCGAUACCCAACGAGCCGUUGCGGCCAUCUGGGCAGGGGUUCUCGCUCGCGAUCUCAACCUAAUGCCCAUCAGUCCGAAGGACCGGUUCUUCGAGCUCGGUGGUCACUCCUUGUUGCAGAUAAAAGUGGCCCAGGCCAUCUCCAAACAGUGGAACAUCCGCCCAUUGCCGCUGAAAACUGUCAUUCGACAUCCCGCCCUUCAGGACUUGUCACUUGCCAUUGAGGAGCUCCUCAACCAUUCAACCAACACAAAUGAACCCGUGACAUCCUUCCUAGAAACACCUUCCAUCCCACGAGAUAGUGAACUCCCACUAUCUUAUCUGGAGAAGGAAAUGUUGCUCAAUCACCUUAUCUCAGGUGGCUCUCCGGCUGGGAACAUGAACUACGUCUGCAAAAUCCAAGGCGGCAUAAACAUUGAGACUCUAGCUAGUGCUUUUCAGAUUGUGACAGCAGAUACCGAAGUAUUCCGUUCUAGGUAUCAGGUUCUGCAGGGAAAAUUUUCCCGAUCACUGUUGGUUGGUACCCCUGAGGUACCCCGUAUCGUUCAGACCGGUAAUCUGGGCUCUUUUGUUCACGGCCGAGUCACCAAGCCCUUUGACCUCGCCAUGGAACCACCUGUCGAUGUUUCUAUCGUCAUUGGGACGCCGAUGCAGGCCAUGGUGGUGGUCGUCAUGUCACACGUCGUCGGUGACGCAACCACAAUGGCAACGUACCUCAAUCAGGUCUCAGAAACAUACGAUUUCCUGGCUGCAAGCCCUCAAGCUGGGGCGGGGAUCGUUCUACCCAGAAGGCCAACGCCUGAAAAGACAUACAUUGAUUGGGCACACUGGUCUCAAACCGUACAGCCAAUCCCACGGGUUCUCUCGUUCUGGUCUUCGUAUCUGUCUGACCUCCCUACACCGGUCACAUUCGGCCGUCCCAAGCCAGCGCCAGCCACAUACAUGGGAUUGACCCGUUCAUGGAGCCUUUCCCCGUCCAUGUUCCGCAGCAUGUCCCAGCUCGCCACCAAAGCGUCAAUUACAAUGCAUCAGCUUGUGCUAGCAGGGGUAUUCUUCUGCUUACAGUGCGUCGACCGACGCGAUGACAUGCUCCUCGCAGCGCCAUUCACUCAUCGCACGGAGGGCGGGACAGAACACAUGACCGGUCUUUUUCUUGAUCGCUUGUUAAUUCGUAUUCGGAGGAAUAUAUCGGAACACAAAACACUUUUCCAAUUCCUGACAUCAGUUCGGGAAAGUAGCCAACAGGCUCUGGCGAAUAUUGUUCCAUUCCGAACGUUGCGCCAGCUGGUUCAGUGCGCACCCAGCCUUUCUGAGCCCCUUUUCAAAGUUAUGGUCACGUAUCAUACUGCGGCUGACCGACGACCGUUCCUGGAACUGAAAUGUGCAGAGGUUCAGCCCAUCCCAUGCAGGAAUACGGGCGGCUCAAAGUUCCCUCUGACGGUCGAAUUCACGGAGACGGCGCAGCAGGACAUUCUGAUCGAUAUGGAAUAUGAUAUGGGCUGUAUCAGCGAAGAGGCUGCGCAGCGGCUAGAGUUUGCUCUGACGUUUGUAUUGCAGCUCAUGAUUCUGGAAACCACGCCUGGUGAUAUUAUAGAUCUGGGAGCGACAUCGUUCAAGCCUGCACCGAAUGGCGGGGCAGGAUGCACGAAUACGAUGGCCCAGGAAGCCAAGGAUUUGGGCGAGCGGAAACUGCAGGAGAAAAGACUGUUGAGCAAUGGGGUCGAUGCAACGGUGGGAACGGAUGCAGUUGGGAUUGGGAUUGUCUCGGAGGCUAUUGGUGCUUGUCUUGAUCUUGACAAACCGGAAAUCGAUGGCCAAAAGUCUUUUUGGGAACUAGGCGCCCAGAGUAUGGACGCCAUCAGAUUGCAGAAGCUUUGUGAAGAGCGUGGGAUUCAGCUGAGUCUCCGUGAUGUGUUUGUGGCUGGCAGUAUCGGACAAUUAGCGGCUCGUAGUGUGAUGGUCGGAUCCGCCUAG